Symbiodinium natans is the source of this 1101-nucleotide messenger RNA. The record is from the annotation of a GenBank genome assembly. Lineage: Eukaryota; Dinophyceae; Suessiales; Symbiodiniaceae.
AUGGGCUCCUCGGAAAUGGAGCCUCGGCACGGGCUUGCCAUGCGCCUGCCCUCCCGGCUGUCCCCCGGGGCCAAGGUGGCGCUCACCGCGCCCUCUGCCGGAACCGCCGCGGUGUUCCCGCACGUGCGCGAUCGCGCGAUCGAGGUUUUGCGCACCAACUUCCAGUUCACGCUGGUGAUCGGAGAGUCCCUGUACCGCGUGGAGACUCCCCCGCGCCGCCGCGCCGAGGAGCUCAACGCCUUCUUCGCAGAUCCCGAGGUGGAAGGCAUCAUCUGCGCCAUCGGCGGCGACGACCUGCUGCGGGUGGAGCCUUUCUUGGACAAAGAGACCAUCCGCCGUAACCCCAAGGUUGUUCUCGGGUACAGCGAUAUCACCAACCUGCAUCUCAUGCUCUUUUCCCUGGGCAUCAUCUCCUACUACGGGGGGAAUCUUCUCUGCCAGUUUGGGCUGCUUGGUGGUAUGCAGUCCAUCACCCAAAGCUCUUUCGUGGCAGCCACACAGGGAAAGGACCCCUUCCUUCUGCUUGAAUCCCCAACCUACGUCAAUGACUACCCCAAUUGGAGCGCAGACAGCGACAAGACCUUGCUUUCGCUGCCCGCGCCCCUCUGGGAUUGGCAGGGCAGACUUGAUCGACCGGUCCGGGGCAUACUUUGGGGCGGGUGUCUGGAGUGCAUGUUAGUGCUCUUCGCAGCCGGAUCAACUUUAGUGGAGCCUGAUGAGUCGCAUGGCAGGCUGGUUGUGUUCUUCGAAACGUCUGAAGUGAUGCCCCCAGAUUUCUUCGUCUACGGUUUCGUGCAGGCCCUGGGCAAGAGAGGCCUGCUUGAUCGGAUAGCUGCUUUGCUUGUGGGAAGGCCAAAGACAGAGUGCCUUGGGCAGCAAGCCGUUGGAGGGAAGGAGGCCUAUGCCCAGAACCAGAAGUCCGCAGUUCUGCGCGGUCUGAAAGAGCACUUCGCGGACAAGGAGUCGGCGGAGACGGAGCUUCCUUUCCCUGUUGUCUUCGAUAUGGACUUCGGGCACACCGACCCCCAGAACUUCUUGCCACUCGGUUCUGUGGCCGAGGUCGAUCCCGUCAGCAAGAGCAUACGUAUCUGCCAGACCUAG